Molecule: messenger RNA, 1322 nt
Organism: Cucurbita maxima (winter squash)
Lineage: Eukaryota; Viridiplantae; Streptophyta; Magnoliopsida; Cucurbitales; Cucurbitaceae
Product: F-box protein CPR1-like
Exons: 1
Coding region: 1-1053 (350 amino acids)
Molecular function (GO): protein binding
Source: RefSeq, a predicted model, not a curated record
AUGGCGACUCUAAAGGAUCUCCCCAUAGUAUUGUUGUUCGAAAUUCUAUCAAGGCUUCCCGCAGUGUCUCUACUCCAAUUUAAGUCUGUGUGCAAAUUAUGGUACGCUCUGAUCAACGAUCCUGCAAUAUUUUCUUUACAAGAUAAAUGUAUUUAUAUCAACCGUCGAGUAGUGAUCGAUUUUGAAUUCUUUACGUAUAUACCCUCCAUCAUCAAGCUUUCCCACACCCCUGAUCGAUCUAUUUCCAUUCAUGACGUCAUCAAUCCAUCAAGUGAUUUUCCGAAUUUUGAUAUUUGCGGUCAUUCUCAUGGCUUAGUUUGUCUUUCGUGCGAUAGAGAUAUUUUCCUCUUUAAUAUGACGACCGAAAAGUUUCAUAGGCUUCCAUCAUCGAUUCUUCACUAUGAAGAUCCUAACACGGAUUCUUCAUUAACAGACUGCGUUGGAUUCGGAUACGAUUCCAAAUCUAGGGACUUCAAAGUGGUUAGGGUUGUACAAUUCCGCGACCUAGAUGGAGAAUAUUAUCGUCCGCCGGGAGUGGAAAUUUUGGAGUUGAGAAAAGAAAGAUGGAGGGAAAUUGAAUUCUCUACUUAUAUGCAUAUAAUGGUAACAGGUUCUACCCAGGUGCAUCAUGAAGAAAAAUCUUAUUGGUGGUCAAAAAAUAUAGAAGGAAAUCUUAUACGCACGUUUGACCUGAGCGAAGAAAUUUUUGGCGAAAUUUCAGUACCGGACAAUUUAGUGGAGGAGGAGUUGUUGUAUAUAAGUAUGGGGAUGUUGAAUGGAUCAAUUGUUAUAUUUCACGGCUCAAAAGCAGGGAAUGAAAAGACGUUCUCGGUUUGGGAAAUGGAGAAAGAUGUUUUUUCAUGGUCAAAACUAAUGACAAUUGGUCCUUUUUUAGGAGUCGAGAAGCCAUUGUUGUUUGUGAGUUCAGAUGAACUUUUAAUAGAAGCCGACGAAGGACAAGUGAUUUCUUACCAUGUUAAAACUCACGUGACCAAAGUUAUUCCCAUAAAAGGGCGUCCAUGUGUGUUCGCUGAUAUUUUUUGUCAAUUUUAGUUCGGUUCAAUCCUGAACAAUGUAGCGGAGGAGCAUACAAGUAAAGACUUGAGCAUAACUUAGUGGAUAAAGACAUUGCUUAUUGCCCAAAGUUAAUGUUUUGAUUCCCUCCCGAUGAGCUUAAAUGCACAAAACGAGUAAUCAAUAAUGGUGUGGAUCGGGUCCUUCAGAACUGAGUCUUUUAGACACGAAUGCCUUCCAAGUUUUCUUACGAGUGUUUCUUCUACUUUUUAAGUUUCUCGUUUUUGUUCAAUUAAUUUGUUGGACUU